CCGGAAGUUUGGAAUCGAUGGACAUUCUCUCUGCAAAAGAUGUUUGUUUACCACCUCAGUUCAUUUCAAGAAAACCAACACUGUGGGAAUAUAUAUGUUGCAUUGUAUUCCAUAUUAACUAAUAACUAUACGUGUUUUUUAUAAGUCUGGUCACGAAAGUAUAUUGAUGUUAGCGAAAACCCAAUAUACGCCCUGUACAAAGUGGCAUCAUACAGUAACUUCAGCAGCCCCCUUCAAAAGGAUGUGACGGACAGUUACAAAGAAGGACGCCAUUUAUUUCCAACUGUUGUAUUUGAAAUGAGACUUGGAAUCACAGUUCCAUUAAUCUUGCAGUGCAUCGUAUUUUUAGGUGCCUGUAUGCUGGUAUAUACUGUGACACUUCCAGGGCUUCACAUGGAGAUGGAAAGUGUUUGUAUAGAUGGAGCAGCCAUAUUAGUAUCGCUACAUGCUCUCACUCCUACACCAGUGUCAUGUACUGUCUGGUACAAGGAUCUGGACCAAAGUCAAUCAAUGGCUGAUAAAACUGAACUCAUAAUGGUCACAGAGAAUAAUGUCACACUAAGCAAUCUUAGGAAGACCACAAACUAUCUCGUUCAUGUGAUUUGUGAUGAUAAUGAAUCACUUCUGAAGACUGUAUCAACAGGUAAAUGUCAGCCAGAUCUGGGACCAGAAACAAAAAGAGAAGAUGAGCCUAAUGUUACUUACAAGGAGCAGGCCAUAUUUUCAUCCUCAGCUGUGGACAUUGUGCUAGGUCUUAUGUUUAGUGUGGCAGCCAUUAUAACAAUUAGCAUGACAGCCUAUUAUAUGUAUCGCAAAUAUCAACGCAGAAGACGGCUUCAACAGUUUCUUAGUACUCCUCACACAGACCCAUUUGAAAGUCUUCAGAGUUACAUGGAGGAGGAUUCCUGAUCAAGGGAGAAAACUCCUGCUCAACUUACAUCACACAAAGCUCGCCACUAUCUUGGAAAAGCAACAGCAAGGUCUUGAAAAUUCACAGAAUCCAAAGUCCAUUGAGGAUGUAUAUCAAUGAUGUCAGAACACAAGAUCUAUGUCAAAAGACUUUCUGUAAAUGCUGAAGUAAUAUCUAUUCAUUGAAAUUCCAAGUUUUAGUUAAAUUAUCAUAAAACACAAGGGUACCGAUGUCACUCAUAUUUCCAGUGUGAUCUCACAAUGUGAGACUACCUUUAGUAAUUUGUUCAACCAACUUAAUUUAAAUAUAGCUUGAGUAGCAAAGUUCAUCACCUUGGUCUCUGAGGUGUUAAUAAGUGUAACAUAAUACCUUUUUUAUGAAGAAAGAGUUGUUUGGUAUCCCAUACAUUUUGUUAACCAGAAAUAUUCAUUGUGUAGUCAUCUUUAUCUUUCGUUAUUGUCCUGAUUACAAUUUUUUUUGUGCUUGCUAAUUUGACCAACUUUGUUAACUCUAGGGAAAUAACAUGUUACAAGCCUAUCAUGUCUGUGAUGCCCAUACAUAUAUGGAUAUCACUUCAGCAUUGUUGAAUUAUUUUACUAAACUUACUUACCAAACAAUUAUAGCAAUUUUUAAGUCUGAACAUGAGAUAUCCACACAGGCUGUAUUGACUACAAUGGAUAUACAUGUAUUCUAUAUGACACAGCCUUGAUUCCUUGCUAUUGAUACAGUGUAUCUAGAAGAGAUCUGUAAUUGUUUUAUUUGGUCAAAAAUUGAGAAUUUCUCUGCUGUACAUAGUUAUGCUAUCAUUGACUGACAGAUUUAGCAAUAUAUGAAUCCACAGGAGUAUAGUUCUUCUGUGUGACAGUAAAUGGGAAGUGUCCCUUGGAUGACUGAUAUAUAUAUAGUGCGGGCUUUGUGUGAUGCUGUCUCCACUGCCUUCAUACUGACUAUGCCAAAUAGAUAUAUAGACUGUCUUAUCUUACAACCACUGUAUGCGCAGGUGUAUGAUUGGCACUCUGUAGAAAUUUUAUUGACGUCCAACAUUGUAGAGAAUUGCUACAAGCAGCUUUGUGAUUUGUAUAAUACUUAUCUGCCAUUAGAGAGGUUAAUAGUCCAACAACGAAAUGCUCAUUAUAUGUUAGAGAGUGGCUCCUUACAUGUAGUAAGAUAUUUUAGAAUUGUUAUGAUUUCUGUACAUUGUGGAGAAUUGUCGCUAAAGUCUCUGUAAUUUGUACAAUGCCAAUCUGCUAUAAAUCAUUUUAUUCCAAUCAAUUUUUUGAUUGGUUGCUGUCAACCUCAGCUUGACGGUUAAGUUGUUACAAUCUGAGUGAACAUUUUAGAUCUAAUCAUGUACUAAAUCUGUCAAUAUAUAGUUAUGUCCUGUGUUUAUGGUACCUUCUAGUCUCUGGUUAUCCCAGACGUGUUUUUGGCUGUAAUAUUUUAGGUCAUCUUUUCGUGGAAGGUAGUGUAAUUUGUUGUUAUAGUAUUGGUAUUGCUGUGCUUCUACAGAGGUGGGGAGCAAAACGAUUAUAAUGUACAGUGAAAGGAUGUUGUUACUGGCUAUAUUAUUAACAUUGACUAGUGAGGGAUAUUAGCCUGGAGGGUUUCCAUUAUAACCCGUAAGCCUAAUCUGCCCACUAAAGCACAUCAAACAAGAAUGUAUUGAUAUAUUUACAGUACUGUAUAGUACAGACUUAAUUUUCUUGGACUGAGUGAAACACUGGUCUGUGACUUCAAGUUAAUUUGAAAAGAAGGUGUAUUUGUUUAACCAAGUGGUUUUUGAGACUCGCAUCCUGGACUCGUCCUUUUCCUGCGGGACUCACUCAAAUUAUGAGAACCCGCUAUAUCUCCUUGUAACUGAACACAUUAAAAUUUUGGUAAUGGUGCUCUGGACUCACAAAAAAAAUCCUACAAAAAUUGCUGUUAACCACGAAUGAGACAUUUUUUGUUAAAAAUAAUGCUGUUCUAGGUAUGUACAGUUUACAAUUUCUUUCAGUUUAUCAAGUUUCUUUGUACAGUUUGUAGUACCAGUCACCUACCUACAAAGUAGAAAUAAUUUGAUAACUUGCCACGUGAAAUGUUUCACAUUGUGUUUUGUGUAAAACCUAACUUAGUGGGAUAAAUUCUCUAUGUGGUCAUAUAAAUAAUUGUUUUACUGCGGGAAUAAGGCAUUAGGUAAAACCUUGGGAUGCUCUCAGAAUUAUUUUCCUUAUCUAUACUUAAAAGCUGCCUUUCCAUGGUGGAUCAGUAUUUCAUUGAAUCAGAUUUCAGUUAUUUCCUAUUGAGAUAGUGUACUGUUAACAUACUUAAUUUGGUGAAAUCAAAUGCAGUAACUUUUUGGCCAAUUAGUACAAUGGUGAAUUUUAUAUCAUCAAUAGUAAUUGCUAAAACAUAUAGAAAUGGCAAGUAGUGCUUUUAUAUUUUAGCAAUGCUUUCAGCACAGAAAAUGCUAGGUUUGUUAUCUUUAAUGACUGAAAGAUCUGAUAUGUACACCUGAAAUACUAUAACCUUGCUGGAACAUGGCAUAUUUGGCAAAUCUUUAAAAGAAAAAAAUUAAGGGAGAUUUUAAACCAAUAGUGCUACUAAUACUGUUGACAGUAUUAGAAGCUACAUAUCAGUGCAAUGUAGAAGUUUUUUUAUGUAAGUGUAGAAAAGUUUGUGAUAUUUCAAUGUAACAUUUAAUGUAUAUAUUUGAUUUGUGUAGUACUGGUUUUACCUUGUCACUUUUCCUUUGAUAGAUGAAAAGUUCUGUUUGAUUGGUUGAAUUCUUCCUACUACAGAAGAUCGACAUAGUUUGUUUUAACAGGGUAACAAUAUUAAUGUAUGAUAGAGUACAUAACCAGAAUGAACAUUUGUUGAAAUGCAAGGAGUACCAUGUACAUAUAUUUAAAUGUUUUAUAGAAAAUGUUUCUAUGCCUUACUUUACAUAGAAAAACUUUCAUAACAGUUUUUACUUUCACCUUUUUGUGAAUAAAGUGAAAAUAUAAUUGUGGCUGUAGUUUUGGGAUAGAGCUGAGAUAUAUAAUGCUUUUAGAGCAAAUGUAACACAUGGCAAAGACAAAUGUUUUUGGAGGAGGGCAAAAAUAAAAAAUGUUGUGUGGAAGAGACAAGCAGUUUAAUAUUUGAUGUGUUUAGGGAAGUAGAAUUUUAUCCUAAGAUGUAUUUUAUUGUUCUGAUAACUUCUAAUAACCGGAGAUUGUACACAUAAAUUGUUUAUUGAUUAUAUAACUGGAGAUGUAGUUCAUUACUAUUUAAUGAUGUUGUUCUAACGUCAAGUCUUUUUAUCAUUUGUUAGUGUGUCAUAUGUUUUUAUCUUAUAAUCAUUAUUUAUUUUCUAGUUAGUAUUACUAUCACGACUAUGUACUGCCAAAUGUUCUUAUAACAUUCCUGCCUGAUAGACUGACAGAGAUUGAUCAAUGUGUCAUAGAAAUUAAAUGAGAUUUUAUCACAGAAGUUUUAAGCUACCUAUGGGUCAGUUUUCUUUUACAAGAAUAUUUUUUAUUAUUAUCUUCUUAAAUUGAAAGAAAAUUCUGUAGUUGUACUUCAUAUAAUAGAUCAGAGAAGCCAUGUGAUACCACUGCUAUCAUCCAUGCACAUUUUAUUUUGAUCUGCUUGUAGUUUUAGCAACAACAUAUUGUCAUAAACAAAUUUUUUCCUUUGAAAUAUCAAUUUUACUUGUUCUUCAACCAUUCUAAAUAUGUAGUACCACUGAAAUGACGAGUAUGCCACCUUUAUAAUACAACAUUUAUCCUGUGGCAAUGAUUACAAUCAGUAGAUAAAGGUCCGUCUGUCUGUCUGAAAACAAUUUUUAUCGCUAUUUCUUGAGAAGUACUGGAUGGAUCUUUCUGAAAUUGCUUAUAGAGGUUCCUUUUGGUCCCUAGUUGUGUCCAUCUAAUUUUGGGACUGAUCAGAAAAACAAAAUGGCCGACAGACGAACAUCUUAGAUGUUGACUUUGAAAGUUUUUUAUCGCAAUUCUUGAGAACUACAGCAUAGAUCUUUUCCAGAUUUCUUGUGUAUGCUUGACUUAAUCCCUGGUUUGCCUGUUUGAUUUUGGUACUGAUCAGAAAAUAUCCAAAUGGCCCAGAAGCGACCAUCUUGGGUUCUGACUUCGAAAGUUUGUUAUCACUAUUUCUUGAGAACUACUGUGUAGAUCUUUUUCAAAUUUCAUGUAUAGGGUUCUUAAGGUCCCAAGUCGUGCCUAUUUGAGUUUGUGACUGACCAGGGGGGAAAAAAGGCUGACAGGAAGCGAUCUUGGAUUUUGCCUAGUAAAGAUUAUUAUUGCUAUCUCGUAAGAAGUACUGAAUGGAUAUUUCUCAAAUUUCAUACAUAUGUUCCCUUUGGUCUCUCCUUGUGCUCGUUUGUUUUUGAACUGAUCAGAAGAAACAACAUGACUUCUAAUUAAUCUGUGUUUAAAGAAGUCUUCACUGGUCUGUCAGUAUUCUAGUUACACCAUACACAGACCCUGACUAUUGUAGGCAUUAAAUCAACUGACAUCAAAAAACUUACUGUGUAACUGAAUUGCAUUUGGAACUUGUAGGAGAUGUGUAAUGUUUUGUGUGAAAUUUUAGUUUUAAGGAUCAUAUGAUCAGUAGAAAUGGUGUCAUAUCUUUUAAAGAGUUUUAUACCAUUUUCCAAAGUUUUGAAGAUUAUCUUCUUUAUUGACUAAUGCUUAUGUGCCAUUUUCUUUCAGAUGACAGUCAGUAUAAAUUAUUGAAUUAAAAAGGGCCAUUAUUUUAUCGAUAUUGAUAUUUGUAUGUACAGCGAAAUUGAAAAUAUCAGUUUAAAACAUACAUGUUUGUUGAAGAUUUAGCAUAUUACUUUGUCAGAUAAGUCACAAAAAAACUGACUGUGUCAAUGUACAUUUAUGUUUGUCUUCUGGUGACCUGUGGCCUUCUUACUGAUAAAUAAUUAUGUGUUUACAAUUCUAGUAUGUUGAAAUAGAUGUUUUGCAACCGUGAAAAUAUACACAAUAUAUGAAAUGUCAAUCAAACUGCAAUGUAAGUGAAAUUUGACUGAUUAUGUUAUUGUAAUUCUUUGAAUUUCUUUUUUCGUUUUCUCUAUUGUUAUCCCGGCUGGGUAUAUUUUUUUGUGAAUCUGAUAACUGAUAGAAAAAUAAUGGCGCAGUAGUCGGGGAGAAACCUACACACCAUUAAAAUUAUAGGGAAAAAAAUUCAGAA
Messenger RNA from Ylistrum balloti, 6088 nucleotides. RefSeq lists its product as uncharacterized. The transcript has 4 exons. The coding region runs from base 298 to 909 and encodes 203 amino acids. The record is from RefSeq and is a predicted model, not a curated record. Lineage: Eukaryota; Metazoa; Mollusca; Bivalvia; Pectinida; Pectinidae.